GCUUGAUGACGUUCUUGAAUUUCCGAGGCGGUGCGUUGUGUGCCUGUGUAGUGCCAAGCUUUGUCCCUCUAUUUUCGCCUGCCCUUGACACGGCCUCUUCUCCAGGACCAUCUAUCAACUCUGGCUCCAAUGGGAAAGUCUUCAAAGGACAAGCGAGACGCUUACUACAGGCUCGCAAAAGAGGAGGGGUGGCGCGCCCGCAGUGCCUACAAACUUCUCCAGCUCGAUGAAGAAUUCGGCCUGUUUGAAGGCGUUACGCGCGUGGUAGAUCUCUGCGCGGCUCCCGGCAGCUGGAGCCAAGUCCUUUCCCGUGUUUUGGUCAAAGGAGAGAAAUUCAGCCGAGCAGGGUGGGAAGAGAAGCAAAAGGAGACGAAGCAAUAUGUCCUCGGCCAUGCUUUCCAAGAGGAUCUAGCCGGAACUAAAGAAGGCGGGAACUUGAAAAGCCAAGAGGAGGAGCGAAAGACACGAGAGAGUGUCCGUAUUGUUUCAAUUGACCUACAACCCAUGAGCCCUCUUGAAGGGGUCACCACCUUACGAGCUGAUAUCACGCAUCCAUCCACCAUUCCUCUACUUCUCAAGGCAUUGGAUCCCGAUACAUUCGACCCAAAGGUCACUUCCGCCUGCCAUCCAGUUGAUCUUGUAAUUUCUGAUGGUGCGCCGGAUGUCACCGGUCUCCAUGACCUGGAUAUCUAUGUUCAGAGCCAGCUGCUCUGGGCGGCUCUUAACUUGGCCCUUUGCGUCCUGAAGCCUGGUGGGAAAUUCGUUGCAAAGAUAUUUAGAGGAAAGGAUGUAGAUCUUUUGUUUGCACAGCUCAAGAUCAUGUUCUGUACGGUGCGAGUGGCAAAGCCACGGAGCAGCAGAGCAAGUAGCGUUGAAGCUUUCGUCGUCUGUGUGGGGUUCCACCCACCACAUCGUUUCUCCGCAAGUCUGGACAACCCAUUAGGUGCCAGAGCACAACUACCCUCGGACGAACAGACUGCCAACGAAAAGACGAAGCCAUCGAGGAAGGUCAGGGAUGAUGGCGCCAUUGAGCUAGACCUUGAUUCUGACGAGGAAGACGAACACGAUGUGGAAGAAGGCAGAGGACGCUGGAUCGCCCCUUUCUUGGCCUGCGGAGACCUUUCAGCUUACGAUUCCGAUGCGACAUAUCAUCUUCCCAAAGACCGAAUUAGUCUUGAUCCAGUGCAGCCUCCAACAGCUCCUCCGUAUAAGCGCGCACUAGAGAUGAGGAAGUUGGCAGGUGGUGCAUACGGAAAGACAAAAGGCCAGGAAUGUCAGGGCCCUACUUGAAUCUCCUCCAAAAGCCACAAACCUAGGAAGUUGUUCUUGUGAGAGAACCCUCUGUACCACUUUCAAUUAUAGAGCUGUUUGUGAUGGCAAAUCUUCCAGAUAGUUCUGAUGAUUUGCGCAAAGUUCAGGACGAGUGCUCCUAUAUCGGUAUCUCAUCCUCCUGACCUCAAAAAGCCUUCACGGAGAAAUUCCUGUCCAGACUCGCCAGCCAGGAUCUCAUUCGUCAAUUGCAUCAGCCACUGUC
Molecule: messenger RNA, 1534 nt
Organism: Lindgomyces ingoldianus
Lineage: Eukaryota; Fungi; Ascomycota; Dothideomycetes; Pleosporales; Lindgomycetaceae
Product: uridine-2'-O--methyltransferas-like protein TRM7
Exons: 2
Coding region: 130-1290 (386 amino acids)
Biological process (GO): cytoplasmic translation; tRNA methylation
Cellular component (GO): cytoplasm
Molecular function (GO): tRNA methyltransferase activity
Source: RefSeq, a predicted model, not a curated record